AUGACGUUCAUGUUUAACAACAUUGCAUUACGCAAGCCUGCCUGGCAGCAGUAUAUGUUUCCUAGCUCGUCAUGGGGAGCGGAUAAAGCAGUGGAUGGGAAGUAUUCUAUCCGGACAGCUGCUGGAGAACAAUGUACGAUAUCUGACAAUAAUAAAAGAACUGCAACCUGGUGGGUGGAUGUAGGAGGUGUUCUCAGUAUACAUCAUAUAACUAUUUACUUCAGGACGGACGAUUUAUUGUGGGACGAAAAUAAUGGACACAUGGAACGCGUGCUUGGUUUCUCGGUUUACAUAUCAAACACAACUUACAAAGAUGGUGGUUAUCUAUGCUUUAAAGACACGAACUACACCAAGGCUACAGUACCGAAUACUACUACAAUAGAAUGUAUAAACCAUGGGCAGUACGUCAUAUAUUAUAAUGAAAGACUUCCAGGAGUUUCUUACCCCAUUGGAUAUUCUCAGUACGCAUAUAAUGAAAUCUGUGAACUUGAAGUUUAUGGAUGUCCUUCCACUGGGGUUUACGGAGAAAAUUGCGAUUUACCCUGUCCACAGAAAUGUCAGGAGAGACGUUGUGACAUACUGGAUGGGACAUGUUUUGGAUGUGUUGCUGGUUACAAAGGUUCACGAUGUGAAGAACAAUGUGAUAAUAAUAGAUACGGCCUUGAGUCAAAAGAAGUUGAUUUAAACCGACCGAGACUGUGA
Saccostrea echinata is the source of this 702-nucleotide messenger RNA. RefSeq lists its product as uncharacterized. NCBI's taxonomy places the organism in Eukaryota, Metazoa, Mollusca, Bivalvia, Ostreida, Ostreidae. The transcript is spliced from 6 exons. The record is from RefSeq and is a predicted model, not a curated record. The coding region runs from base 1 to 702 and encodes 233 amino acids.